Dryobates pubescens (Downy woodpecker) is the source of this 804-nucleotide messenger RNA. RefSeq names its product shisa family member 4 (gene SHISA4). Bases 120 to 725 code for a protein of 201 amino acids. The transcript is spliced from 5 exons. The record is from RefSeq and is a predicted model, not a curated record. Lineage: Eukaryota; Metazoa; Chordata; Aves; Piciformes; Picidae.
GCAGCCCCCUUCCCCUCCCCGCCGCACCGGGCCCUUUGCCGCACCGCAGCCGCUGCCCCCAUCCCGGUCCCCGCCGUUCCCAGGCAGCGCUGAGCGGGGGCAGCGGCACCGGCCCCGCGAUGGGGCCCGGCGGCACCGGCAGCGGCUGGCCCCUGGCCGGGACUCUGCUGGUGGCCGUGGCAGCCUCGCUGGUGGCAGGGGGCGAGGACUGCCUGUGGUACGUGGACAGGAACGGCUCCUGGCACCCCGGCUUCGACUGCGACUUCCUCACCUUCUGCUGCGGCACCUGCCACCAGCGCUACUGCUGCCGCGACCCCCUGCGCCUGCUCACCGAGCGCCAGCAGCGCCACUGCCUGGCCUUCAGCCCCAAGACCAUCGCGGGCAUCGCCUCGGCCGUGGUGCUCUUCAUCGCCAUCGUCACCACCAUCGUCUGCUGCUUCAUGUGCUCCUGCUGCUACCUGUACCAGCGCCGCCACUCCCCCACCCCCCUGGCAGCUCCGGAGAUCCCUCUGGCCAGCUUCCCCCCAGGACCGCCCCCAGCCCCCUUCCCGAUGGACCCCAAAGCCGGCCCCAUGCCCCCCCAGCCUGGCUUCACCCCCAUGGCCAUGUACCCACCGCCCGGCCCUGCUGCCCAGUACCCCAUGUACCCCUCCGGGCCCCCUGUCUACAACCCCACAGCACCUCCGCCCUACGUCCCGGCACAGCCCAAUUACCCUGGAGCCUGAGCACCCGUGGGGACCCUGGCACCCUCCUCCUGCUGCCAGCCGGUGGGGUGGCACUGGGGACCCGUGCGCCCCCCACCCU